GCAAACACAUUUAUUUGACAGCAAUAAUUAAUAUUAGGUCACAAAAAAAAACAUUUUAAUAAAUAUGAUACAUUAAUGUAGAACAAUUCUUAACAUAGCACCAAAUACGACAGCAUUUACCAACAAAAAAACAAAAAAACAAAAAGGAACUUUAAUGCGAAUGUUGUGCCUACUCGGACAUAGUUCAAAAACCGGAUAUUGGUGUAUCGUUGUUAGUAGUCCCCUGAGUUCCACCAUGAAGGAAGCAAACAUGGCUCUCCCUGUGAGUAUGGGGGUUUUGCUUCAGUCAGAUAUUAUCGAGGACGCUGCCUACCGGGACGAAGGUUUAUGUGUUGUCGGUAUUUUCGGCAAAAGCAUUAUGCAGUCGGCGCCGCUAAAGGAGUCGCUCAUCAACACGCUGGCGGACAAACACAUCUUCCCGCUGUUCGGGGAAUCGGAGGACGGCGACACAGCGGACAGCCACAUCCAGUCGUUCUACAACCAGGAGAAUCGAGUUCUUUACCUGGUCCUGUCCUCCGUCUGCGACAGCCGACAGCUGCUGCGGGCCUGUCAGUCCCUGAGCUCCAGCACCAGUCACUCCGACGCCCACGACUUCUGGAAAGGCCUCGACAGACAACACUGUCUGCACCUUCUCUACAUGUUCUCCGUGUGCCACGUUCUCCUGCUCGUCCACCCCAACCAGACCUUCGACGUGACUUACGACCGGCUUUUCCGAGCUCUGGACGCCUUGCGGCAGAAGCUCCUGCCGCUGAUCCGAGCUGCCAUCAAAGAGUGCUCGGUGUCCAAAGAGUGGAAGGUGAACUGUCGGCCGUGUCCUCCACGCCUGCUCUUCGUCUUCCAGAUGAACGACACUCUCAAGGUUUCUGGAAACACCUCAGACUCUGGAGCAAAUGCUGACAAACCCAAAAAGCACUCUCCCAGGAGACGGCUGCAGCAUGCCCUGGAGGACCAAAUUUACCGCAUCUUCCGUAAAAGUAGGGUCCUGACCAACCAAAGCAGCAACUGCUUAUUCACGGUGCCUGCCAACCAAGCAUUUGUCUACGUGAUACCCGCAGCAGACGAGGACCCUGUGGGGACCUUGCUUGCUCAGUUGCGAUCCAACUGCGUCCUGUGCGAUCAAGACUCCACCCCUGUAGUGUCAGGGCCAAGGCGUUAUCAGCAGAUAAGACGUUCAGCUCGGCGGUCAAGCUGCAGUAGGGACUCGAGCAGUUUCUCCAUGAGCGGUCAACUUGUGGACUGUAAUUUAAAAGAAUUUCUCUGGCAGCAUGUAGAGCUGGUGCUAACUAAGAAAGGCUUUGACGACAGCGUCGGACGCAACCCACAACCUUCACACUUUGAGCUGCCGACCUACUCGAAAUGGGUCCAGGUCGCCUCCCGACUUUACCAAGUUUUAAUUACUAACACAGAAGAAGAAAUAGCUGAGUUAGCCACUAAAGCGCAAAGCCAGCUGAAGGUUUUGGAAGGAUUUCUUGAGGCAGAUGCUAAGUUCUCUGAGAACAGGUGUCAGAAAGCCCUGCCACUGGCUCACAGUGCUUACCAGUCCAACCUUCCCCAUAACUACACCACCACGGUACACAAAAAUCAGCUGGCGCAGGGUCUGCGGGUGUACAGCCAGCAUGCUCGCGGUGUGGCUUUCCAGCGCUACGCACUGCAGCUUCAUGAGGACUGCUAUAAGUUCUGGAGCAACGGCCAUCAGCUGUGUGAGGAGCGAAGCCUGACAGACCAACACUGUGUUCACAAGUUCCACCUGCUGCCACAGCCCGGAGAGAAGUCUGACAUGGAUCACAACCCACCCAUCAUGAAUCACAACAGCAGGGGGCGCUCCACCAGCUCCUGCAACUGUGGCAGGAAACAGGCUCCCCGCGAGGAUCCCUUCGACAUCCAAGCUGCCAAUUAUGAUUUCUAUCAGAUCCUGGACGAGAAAUGCUGUGGGAAGCUGGAGAGGAUUGAGUUUCCUGUUUUCCAGGCCAGCACUCCAGACCCAGCCCCAGCCCCAGCUUCUAACCAACCUCAGCGACAGCAAUGUGAGACCUCGGGUUCUGGUGAGCCAGAGAGGCUGAAGGAACCAAGUACUGCACAGAGCCACACUCCUGGAGACACCAGCCUCAGUCUGGCUCUUAGUCUGGGCCAGUCCACAGACAGUUUGGGGCCCUAUGGCGAUGGAGACGGCACAGAAGCCCAAGUCCAGCAAAAGAGGCCAAGCCUUGUAGAUCGCCAGCCCUCCACAGUGGAAUACCUCCCUGGUAUGAUGCACUCUGGCUGCCCUAAAGGCCUGUUACCCAAAUUCUCCAGUUGGUCACUGGUCAAACUGGGCCCAGCAAAGUCAUACAACUGUCACACGGGCUUGGAACAGCCAGGCUUUCUCCCCGGCUCCUCCUUCCUUUUGCCGUGGGAGUUGGUAAUUCGUUCUCGAUCAGAGGACGAUACAGGACUGACAGAGCCUUUGAACGGUAGCAACUCCUCGUGGCCAGUCCCUAACAAGACACUGGUGGGAAAGAGAGGGAGCACUGGAGGAUUGGGUAGAAGUCGCCGGAGGGAUGACAUGGCUCGGGUUUUUGUGGGGUUUGAGUAUGAAGACAGCAGGGGAAGACGUUUCAUUAGCUCUGGGCCUGAUAAAAUAGUAAAGGUGAUGGGACCAGGAGGCGCCAAAGAUCCUGCCACCAGGGUGCUCAACACAGACAUGCCCCUUUAUAUCGCUUCCCCGUCCCAGGGCCGUGGCCUGAAGCCUCACUUUGCCCAGCUAGCUCGCCUUUUCAUUGUGGUGCCUGAUGGCCCUCUGGAAGUUACCCUCAACCCACAGGUGCAGCCUGGUCCUCCUCCAUGUCCAGUUUUUCAUCCAGAGCAGACAGACAUCGUGUUGCCCCCUGAUGGUCUUUGGGUCCUGAGGUUCCCUUAUUCAUACUCAACGGAUCGCGGACCCUGUUACCCCCCUAAAGAAAACCAACCACUUAACAAUUACAAGGUGCUACGAGGCAUCCUGAAAGCCACCACUGCAAACACUGCACCACAGUGAACAUCAGACUUCUCCUAAACUUUUUCAGGUUCGGAACUUGAACUAAUUUAUACACGCAGUUCGGGGAAAAUGACCCGAUCAACAUGAAAUGAGCUGUGCACAUGUUAUUCACUGGCCUGAAAGAUACUUCUAUUACCAUGCUCCUUGUAUACCUAGGUAAACAUUGUCUAAAACACUGGGUACUGGAGAGUUGUUUUUGUAAAUAAAAGCAAUUACUGGUC
Messenger RNA from Betta splendens (Siamese fighting fish), 3234 nucleotides. RefSeq names its product SMG8 nonsense mediated mRNA decay factor (gene smg8). The record is from RefSeq and is a predicted model, not a curated record. The transcript has 5 exons. NCBI's taxonomy places the organism in Eukaryota, Metazoa, Chordata, Actinopteri, Anabantiformes, Osphronemidae. Gene Ontology annotation, biological process: nuclear-transcribed mRNA catabolic process, nonsense-mediated decay. The coding region runs from base 155 to 3013 and encodes 952 amino acids.